Molecule: messenger RNA, 1593 nt
Organism: Ochotona princeps (American pika)
Lineage: Eukaryota; Metazoa; Chordata; Mammalia; Lagomorpha; Ochotonidae
Gene: CDCA5
Product: cell division cycle associated 5
Exons: 9
Coding region: 141-1565 (474 amino acids)
Source: RefSeq, a predicted model, not a curated record
CCCGCCUCGCGUCACUUCCGUUUCCUCUCCGGCAGGGCGGGUAAUUCGGAAUUUUUCUUCGCGUCCCGGCAGUCCGCCUCCCGGUAGGCGCGAGCCCGGGAGCUGGCCGCGGUUGUGGAGCAUCGAGAGCGAGACAAGCGAUGUCUGAGAGGCGGACGCGGUUCGGAGGGGCCGCUCGGCGCUCCGGGCCCCAGGCCCCGUCUCUUCACAAAAGCCUCCAGAAGUCCCCGCGGAAAUCGGAUUCCGAGCCCGCGAGCUUCCUCCCCGAGAUCUGGCGGAAGGUGGGCGAGCCCUCCUGUCCUCCUGUCCCGAGUCCCCGAGGUCCCCUGGAGCAGGAGGGGGUGCUCACGCUCAGCCCUGUUCCCCAGGCGCCUCAAGGAGCUUCCACCCGAAAACCUAUCGUGUUGAAGAAGAUCGUGGCUCACGCGGUGGAGAUGCCAGCUGUCCACUCGCCUCGCCGGAGCCCACGGAUUGCUUUUCUCUUGGAGAAAGAAAACAACCCCCCACAGAGGGAACCCGCCAGGGAGGACCUCUUCAAGUCGUGCAGCGUCCCCACCACGCCGACCACCACACCGGUGCUGUGCCCACCGAGUGCCAAGUCUACCUCCAGGGAUGGGGAGCUGGAUGCCAGGGACUUGGAGAUGUCCCAGAAGGUCCGGCGGUCCUACAGCCGCCUGGAGGGCCUGGGCGCUCUUACUACCUCCACCCCAGGCCGCUGGGCCCCCUCAGGCUUCAGCGGGGCAGACGACUUGUCCAAAGUCUCGCCUGUGGUGGCUGCAAAGUCAACCGAAGUCUCCGGGGUGCCAGCCAAGCCUUGGGCCCUGGAUACAGCUCUGCCUGGAAUCUCCCCUCUGGUCCCCAAGGAGAAGCGGAAGAAGAAGAAGGUGCUGCAGAUGCUGUCUCCCGGGAGCAGACGAAGAGCCUGCUGCCAGUCAAUUCCCAGGCUGGCUGAGAAGGCUGUAGAAGCACAAGCUCCCAUGAGACCAACUGCACAGUCACUUUGCAAAGCCAAGCAGAGCCUGGACAUGGAGGUGGAGCCCACCGUCACAUUCCUGCUCACACUUCUGAACACGCCUGAGCCCGUGGAGCCCAAACUGCCCGAAGUAGACUUGGAGAUCCAAGAGAAGCGGCUCUUGGAGCCUGAAGACUUGGGCUGCCAGCAGGCCUCGCAGGAGAUCAGGUGUUUGCAAGAGGAUUGCAGGAGGCUUCGGGAGGCACUAAAAACCACCCAAGCGGACAACCUGGCCCUGGGGGAGAAGCUGCAAGGCCUGGCCACCUCACUGUAUAACAGCCUAAAGGUGGGAGCAGAGGCCAUCCAGGCAGAAGUAAGGUCCAUCCAGGCAGAAGUGAUGGCGGGUCAGGAGGAAGGAGUGGUGACUGCAGAGGCCAUGCCUUCGGAAACACCAGAUCAACCAGCUCCAGUGGCGGCCCGGGAGAGUCACCUGCUCCUCAGCCUGCAGCCUCCCAGCUCCCACAGGGCUGCACAGCUCGUCCUGCUGCCCGACAUGCGCCUAGACACCAGGUCAGGGCCAAGACACCAGCUGGGUCCAUCCAACCCUCCCUAACCCCAGCAAUAAACUUUCCAGAAGCGCA